Molecule: messenger RNA, 629 nt
Organism: Papaver somniferum (opium poppy)
Lineage: Eukaryota; Viridiplantae; Streptophyta; Magnoliopsida; Ranunculales; Papaveraceae
Exons: 2
Coding region: 109-444 (111 amino acids)
Source: RefSeq, a predicted model, not a curated record
UCUAACUGGACACUAGUUACUCUUACCAAAUUACACUCAUCACCAUUCAUAUUUACGAGACGAACAUUCACCUUUUAUUUUACUUUUCUUUCUCGUUCAUUUUGGUAGAUGUUGAGGUUAGGGUCUCGCAAAGCAAAAUUGUUUCUCUUCCGGGUAACUAAGCAAAGUGCACGUUCUUUCCGGAACAUGAUUCUGACAGAUCAAAUGAAUGAAGUUAUUAGAGAUCCAAUUGACCAUGAAGAUGUUGAAGAGAAGAAGCUUCAUCUUCCAUCUUGGAUUCCUCACCCACGCACUGGGAUAUACUACCCAAUAGGGCACGAACAAGUAAUGAAUGAUAUUCCUGAUGGUGCGGCUUCUUUUGGACAAACUUACUGGCUGAGGAAUGUUGAAGGGGUUGAAAAGCCUUUCCUGGAUGGUUCAUCAUUUGACCAUCCAGUAAUUUAAAAAUAUAUGUAGCAACAUAUAAGCCGUAAACUCUGUAUAUGUAAGGUUAUUUGGUGUGUGAUGCAUGUUGAAUGCCUAAUUCAGCAAGGCCUAGAGCAUACAUCUAAAUAAAAGCUGCUCGGCCUUUAUGUUUAACUGUUUGUUAAUAGAAUUUGCGUGCACACAUGUGUCGGCGGUACUAAUAA